GUAAAAGCGCCGCCGCCGCCGCCGCGGAUGUCCCUUUCCGAGAGAGCGCAGGUCUCCGGUAACCGGGAGAGGCUGAGGUCGGUGCCCCGGAGCCGCUAGUCAUGGAGGAGGCGGGCUGCCUGGAUAGUCUGUCGGAGCUCUUGGAGGAGUUCUCCCGGGCCCAGUUCCGAGCCAAGGACCCGAAUCCGAAGGUGGAAAAUAUUGAAAAGCGCUGUUUGGAAUUAUUUGGGAAAGAUUAUUGUUUCAGCAUCAUCCAGAACGCAAAUGGGGAGCUUUGCAGUCAUUACCCGCGACAAAUCGUCUUCAUGGAGUAUGAGAGUGUUGAGGAAGACAAAACCAUGUUUGAGAGUACCGUACAAGUCGGCAAGCUGCAAGAUCUCGUGAAUCGCAGCAAGAUGGCACGUUGCCGAGGGCGCUUUGCCUGUCCGGUCAUACUCUACAAGGGAAAGCAUAUUUGUAGGUCGGCAACUCUGGCUGGAUGGGGGGAGUUAUAUGGCAGGACUGGUUACAACUACAUUUUCUCAGGGGGCUCAGAUGAUGCUUGGGCAGAUUCGGAAGUUGCAGAAGAUGACGCUGCAGUCAGAAAUGGAGAUUCACAACUCUUUGACAAAGUUCGUGGCCAUGAUAUCAAGUUGUUACGAUACCUCUCCGUUAAAUACAUUUGUGAUUUAAUGGUGGAGAAUAAAAAAGUGAAGUUUGGAUUAAAUGUGACCUCUUCUGAGAAAGUGGAUAAAGCUCAACGCUAUGCAGACUUUACGCUCCUGUCUAUCCCUUACCCAGGCUGUGAAUUUUUUAAAGAUUAUAAAGAUCGGAAUUAUUCUGCUGAAGGGCUUGUUUUUAACUGGAAACAGGAUUUUGUUGAUGCUCCUCUAAGUAUUCCCAGCACUCUGACCAGAAACCUUAACAUUGAUUGGAGUGCGUAUCAGAGCUGGGACUUGGUGAAGCAAACCCAGAAUUACCUGAAGCUUCUCAUCCAUAUCAUAAACAGUGAUGACAACAAUGGCCUCCUUGUACACUGUAUUUCUGGCUGGGAUCGCACCCCACUGUUUAUUUCUCUCUUGAGACUCUCUCUCUGGGCUGACGGUAUGGUUCACAACAACCUGAAACCUGUAGAGAUUCUGUACCUGACGGUUGCAUAUGACUGGUUCCUCUUUGGACACUUGUUGGUUGAUCGUCUAUGUAAAGGCGAAGAGAUCUUUUUCUUCUGCUUCAAUUUUUUGAAGCACAUAAUUUCUGACGAGUUCUCCUCAGCUGGGAGGAAAGUACGGCGGAAAAGUUCCCGAGAACCUGCUUUAUCGUUGGAAGACUUCUGCAUGUUGAAACGCAGGGAUCGUGGCAGCGCCACUAGUCUCAGCAGCGACUUCUCUGUUAUUACUGAAGAUCUACCUGGUUCUUCUGCAAACACGAACACAGAAAUGGUAGAUACUGUGACCUCUGGAGCCCAAGGCCACGCAGUUUGGAAACGAACACACAUUUCCUCUCCCCAAUCUGUGGUUUGGAGUAAAUUACCAUACUCUGCAGAGGAACGACUGCUGCAGCCAGCUAUGAUUGAAGCAAAGUCUUCUAGUUCUUCUUCUUCUAACCAUUCUGACCACUUCCUGCGAGCCGGAAGCAGCCCUCUGGAGGUGCCACAACGCAGGUGGGACAUGGGACCUGCCUUUGGCCUAUCUCCAGACCUGUCUCAGCCUGGAUCUUCCGUCUCUACAGAUUAUGGAAGCUGGCAGAUGGUAACAGAGGGUGGGAGUGUACAUGACCAUGGUAUCCUGAGUGCAAGCGCUUUCCUUCCCUUCAGCUUCUCUGAUGAGCACCCUAACAAUUGCCCUCCCCCACCCCAGACUGAGCGAGCUUUCCGUCUAGAGGCUGUGAGAUCCAUCUUCCUGUCUGCCUACAAUACCACCAUAAGCCAGAAAUCCUCAUCCCAGAGCCCGUCUGGAGCAAUCGGUGGCCUUUUGGAACAAUUUGCACGUGGCGUAGGACUUAGAGGACCCAGCACAAUAGUGUGACACAGACUGUUACACUGAGUUGAGGACCCUGGAAUCUAUAAGCCAUAUGUAAAGUUAAUGUUCACAAUCUAGAAGCCAUACAGAGACGACCCCCUCUAUCUGAACAUCCUUCCAUCACAUUGGACAUAAUUUGUAUAUCUUCUCUUUGAAUUACUGUGCUGCUAUAGGUCACUUCUGUUCAGCAAGGUGCUCUGCUGCUGGGAAUGUUAAAGUCUGACUUCUUGUUAAACAGAUCUGAGCAUAAAGAUCAAAGGGGAAUGUUAAGGGCUGACACUGAAUUUUAUUUAUUUUAUUUUACCCUUUUUUUUUUUUUUAAACCUACCACAUCAACUUCUGCAAUUUAUCUCACAACCCACAUAUGCCAGUCUUGUGUAUUAGAGAAUGGUAACCACUUCUUGUCCCCACCAAUCAUUCCACUGUUUGCAUUGGUUUGGUUUAUUUUAUUGUAGUGCAACUCUUAUCCUGCAUAACCAUCAUUGCAUUGAAAUGAAAUUGGUUAUUUAUCCCCAGUAGCCUUUGAAGGCUAAAUCAGUUGCCUAUAUCCAGGGAUCAGGGAUGCUUUAAAGUAAGACAUCAAGCACCAUAUCCACUACAGCACCUUGUAGUGGUUGUAACACCAAGAGCGUCUUUCUCCCUCCCAGGGUAAAUAGCGAAACCAUCUGACAGCUUACCUGAUUUCUGCCACAGUCUCCUCUUCCAGGAGAGCCGGAGACUCUCUGCAUUCGGCUAAGCAGAGUGGAGCUGCAGGGUUUAGCUCACUGGCUGAGGGUGAUCAGCUGACGCUCUCAGCCAAUGAGCCGAGUCAAGCACUUCAGGACUUUGCUCAGGGAAGUUAAUGUAUGCUCCAUGUAGAAGCUUCCAAUUCUCACUGAUGCUAUGAGUGAUGCCAGGCUAUCCUUAAUUUAUCAAACUGUUUUGACUACUUAUCCUGAGAGUGGUUAUGGUGCUUCGAAUAUUCCUUUUAAAAAAAAUAUCAAGACCUUGCACUGAAAAUAUCCUGACCCCUGCAGCCAUAUAGCCGCUGUUUCCUUAAUAAAACAAGUUUGUGUUUUUUUUUGUUUUUUUUUUAAACUAGAGCUCCCAUUUGCCUUUGACAGUUUGGCUGAUAGCAAUGUAAGUUGUGGUCUGACCACAAGCAGUUUGCCUGUUCCUGUUUUUUUAAUAGAUGACAUAACUUUGUUUUUUUUUCAUUUUGAAGUUGACCGAGAUGUACUGUUAUCACUGUUAACAAGUGAUUAUAAAGUCGCUACUCUAUCUAAACUAGGAUAUAAAGUAAGGAUGGCCAAAAGACAAAACCUAUUUUACAGAUGGCAAAGCAAGAGUUGUUCUAGUUCUGCAACCACUGGCGUUUACCUUUUUGACCACCCCUGAUAUAAUUUACUGCAAUAUUCUCUACAUACUAAAAACAGCUUAUUUGUAAACCUUUUCAGAUCUUCAUGGCAUACAUAGCUCCGAAACCUAGUUUCUUUUAGUUUCUCUAUUUUUGGGUUCAUAUGACCAUGUAUAUAUUUCCUUUGUAUCACUUUUGGCUUUUACCAUGCCAAAAUACAUGUUGAAUGUGAUAUACUCCAUAGAGAAGAAACAUGUAUCACAUUGAGCUGCCUAAAAAUGAAGAUCAAAAACUGCUUUGCUUUCCUGUUUUUUGAGGGAAUACUCCAAGCUCCAUAAACAGUACAGCUUGAUGUAGUGGUUAUGGUGCCAAGAAGGCCCUGGCAUCCUCCCAAACUAAGAAGUCAUUCUAUUGGAAACACUUCUACAAAUUUCUUGGAUCCUGCUAAACACCACCAGCAGGGCUGAGUGCUUUCAGACCCUGAGACUGGUGCUUUAUUGGGCCGUGCCCGCUUGGGGAGACAUCUGGCUUCUCUUACUGGAGGAGCAAGAUGCAGUGUGUCAAACUAUACUAAAAUGUGAAGGGCAUUUUUGGCACCAUAACUACUACAAACGGCUGUAGUGGUUAUGUUGUAUGGAGUCUUCCUGUAAAACACCGGGAAACAGGAAUGUUGCAGUAAAUGCUUUAUUCCUCAGUUUGGUAAUGUAGAUUAUAUGUACCCCAUAGGAAUAUUAACAGAGAAUUUAUUUUUUUUAUCUUUUUCGAGUCCUUUCAUUCUUCUAAUGUAAUUUAAUAUAAUCUGAAUCUCUACAUUGCUAUAUGGAACAAAGUUUGAUUACAAUGAGAAAAGUGAACGUAUCGUACUUUCAAAAGGGAUUUACUCGGGACAGUCACUCUCACCACUGUGCCCUUAGUAGUGCAACAGAUCUAAAUGCCCUAGGUCACUGAAGGAUUGUGCUGUUAGAUUUUGCUAAUAUGAUUUUUUAUUUUUUUUAUGUUGCCUAAUUACUGGAUUAUGAACUCAAUCACUUUUUUCUGUUUCACAAUCUUCGCAAUCCUUUUUAUAAAUCUGUAAGAAGCAAUCUAUUAAGCUGUGAAAUAAUCACUUUUCGUCUUUUACCUCACUUUAUCUUUUGUUUAGAUGGAAAUAUCAGAAAAUCUACUUUUUGCAGCUCAUUGUUUUCAGCUACUUGCAACAGUAUUCGAUACACCAUUUAAGUGCAUAUGCCGAUGUGCUUUAAAGGCUUAUUUUGAGGGUCAGUGCUUUUUAUGGAGGUACCAAACCCCAAAUUAAAUAGGUUCAACAUAAUAAGCUUAUUCAAACAAUUAUAAUGUUAACUGAAGCAAGAAAUUAACCAUGUCUCUGCUAGAAGCGAAAAUUGGUAAUCUACAUUGAAAAUUAUGGUGGCUAAUAGACAUUUGUUUUUUGUUUUUUUUGUUUUUUUUAUCUGGUGCCUAACUCUUUAAAUCCUAAAUUAAUAUUGAGCCAUACUAUAAAGUACUCAGUAACUCUAUCUGUUUUAAUAAAUUAUAUAUAGGACAAAAUAAAAGUAAGCAGUACAGUAAAAACAUUGACACCAUCCUAUUUUAAAAUUGACCCACUGUUCACGGAUGUCAUGCAUAGUCUUUGCAUGACAUCCGUAUAUAUACAUUUGGCCGACUUGCUCUGUCAUGCUUUAAUGAGGGUGUCUGUCAGUCAUUGAACUGUGCAGAAUGGUUGAUGUAGAUCAUUAUGAGACCAGCAGACCAAUGGCAUAGCUCCUAGACCCUGAUGCUGAACAGAAAGUGCUUCUGGGAAGAGUCUACUGCUCAACUGUUGAACAUUAAAUUGUUCAAUUUUAUAAAUGAAGAUUGCAUUUUUUUUGCAUGACUGUUUACAUGACUUUUACUUUGUUUUAUAUAAGCAAUUUAAUUUGGAAAAAAAAAAAAAUACUAGUGUUCCUUUAAGGAUUGAUUCAUUAGAAGUCAUUAACAUUGUAUACAUUUUAUGGCCACCAUUGUUAAAGUAAAAGGUCUGGUUGCUGGAAACCCAUAUGCUUAUGAUGGGUAAUAUCAAAAGAUGAUAUUGGUUAUCUCUUGACUCGAGUUGUACAAUUUUAAAUCAUUUGUU
This is a messenger RNA of Pelobates fuscus (common spadefoot toad), 5443 nucleotides long. It is a transcript of the gene MTMR14, whose product is annotated as myotubularin related protein 14. Gene Ontology annotation, molecular function: phosphatidylinositol-3-phosphate phosphatase activity. Lineage: Eukaryota; Metazoa; Chordata; Amphibia; Anura; Pelobatidae. The coding region runs from base 102 to 2003 and encodes 633 amino acids. The record is from RefSeq and is a predicted model, not a curated record. Gene Ontology annotation, biological process: dephosphorylation. The transcript is spliced from 19 exons.